UGUAUAAUAAAAGAGGCUGAAUUCGAGGCUUCUGUUGGACUAGAAUACAUUGGCCAAUGCAUCUGAUCCUCCGUGUUGCCCCUGGAUACUACGUAUGUGCUGCGUAAGCCGUCCCGAAUCCAAGGAUAUCUGAUUAUAUAGGUAAAUGGAGAUAUCUGUUCCAAGCGAAGAGCACGACUUGGACUUUGACCUAGCGGACAUGUUGACCAGCCACCAGCCUAUGAAGCUAUGGAGUCUUCUCUAUAUACAUUUAUCUCGAGCGUAGCGAGACAGCAAGCAGCCGAAGGUCCAGGGAAACCUUCCGGAGAAGUUACCAAUUCUUACCCCUAUUCGUCCCUUCAACAUGGCGGCUUUUUUAUUUUAUUCUUUUUCCCUGCAAUCGCAUUCAUAGUCGUUGGUCUCAGGAUAUAUGGAAGGCUCAGAAGCAGGCAGUUUGGGUGGGACGAUGCUCUGGUGUGCAUCGCAAUGAUGUUCUCGAUCGCCGAAACGGGAUGUUCUUAUAUGGCCAUGCGUACGGCAUAUCUAGGUGUUCACGUGUACGAUAUACCGAUAACGGCCAACAUAAGCCUCGGAAUGUAUUGGAACUAUAUUAUCCAGAUCAUCUAUAACCCAAUACUCGCUCUAGUCAAGUGCUCCGUCUUGACAUUCCUUCUACGAAUAGGGGGUCAGAGGCGGAAGAUAAGAUAUUCGAUACACGCCCUCAACGUAUUCAACAUCGGGCUCAUGAUCGCCAUAUUUGUGACCGUGAUUUUCCAGUGUUCGCCAAUUCCUUUUUUCUGGGAACGCAUCACCAAUCCAACUCUUCAGGGAGGAUGUAUAAAUACUGGGAUAUUCUAUGUGACGACUGCGGCAUUGACCAUCUUCACUGACGUUCUGGUCCUUGCUCUUCCGUUCUGGAUUUUCAUGGGAUUGAAGAUGGCUCCUAAGGUGAAGUUUGCUAUAAUGGUCGUGUUUCUCCUAGGAGCAGUCGUUACUAUCGUCAGCAUUCUUCGGAUGCUAUGGAUUAUUGAGACUUCUCUCCACCCGAUGAAAUACGAUUACUCGUAUGAUAUCAGGUUCACAUACUCCGCCGUCGAAACAAACCUGGCAAUAAUCACGGCCUCAGGACCAGCAUUAAGACCAUUGUUCAUGAUUUGGUUCCCUCGUUUCUUCUCAUCACUUCGCGGGACCACGAAUAACAACUACCGUUACCAAGAUGGACGAUAUGCAGGCGAUACAGGAAAUGCUAAUAAGUCUGGCACGAAUGGCAACAGCUCAAAGGGAGAACACCUCUAUGGUACGUCAUCUUUUGCUCUGAGAGAUAUGAAGAGGCGGACAGAGAUAAGGGGUCACUCGCCGACAACCAGCGAAGAGGAGAUUAUGACAUACAACGGCAUUGUACGGACGACAGAAGUCGAGAUUCAGUUUGGCGUCAGGCCACCAUCGUCUCCUCGCCAGCAAUGAAAAACCAAUAACAUAUCAACAGGUAAUUAAUGUAAUAUCAAAAGGGGGGAGUAGAUAGGUUGGCACCUAUCAAGGUAUCAAGGUCACGGGCCGGCUAACUCAUUUCGCUGUAAAUAAUAUAUCAAUUUGAUACCC
Annulohypoxylon maeteangense is the source of this 1578-nucleotide messenger RNA. RefSeq lists its product as uncharacterized. NCBI's taxonomy places the organism in Eukaryota, Fungi, Ascomycota, Sordariomycetes, Xylariales, Hypoxylaceae. The record is from RefSeq and is a predicted model, not a curated record. Bases 229 to 1443 code for a protein of 404 amino acids. The transcript has 5 exons.